AUGGACAAAAAUGGAGAAAUGAUUGCUCAGCUAGUAGUGUUGCUAGCGGUGCUAAACCUUCAGAAAGUAGAGCCAAGUAAAACAGAAAUAAACAUUCUGAAAAAUUCUCGUUGGGGUGAUGCUCCUUUGACGCCGUCGGCUGGUAAUGUUGCUGAUAUCUUUUGGCCUGUGGAGCCUAUGAAAAAACGUCAUCGCCCAGCAACUCCAACACUUAAUCAAGUUAAUAUUGAAACUAAAUCAUCUGUCAAGGGUAUAGUAGGUCGGAAACCUCCCCUAAACUUGGUUAUAGCUGCAAAAAAAGCCGUUACAAAGAAAAAAUUCUAUCAUAUUGGGAAUGUGGCAAGAUGCACUAAGGACAAUAUUGUGGAAUACUUGAAGUCACUUGAUGUGGAAACUGUUUCAUGUUUUCCUGUUUUUAAGAAGUCAGACAAAGAAACUAAAACACCAGUACUCAAAAAAGAUGGUAAUGAGGAAAAUCUCUCCACAGACGAGACUAAACCAACGUCUUCGGACAAGUCAACAUCCUUCAGGUUGUGCGUAGAUGUAAAAUUAGCCAAUGUGAUUGAGGACAUGGAUUCCUGGCCAGAGCAUGUGAUUGCAAAUUCUUUUAACAAAUAUUUCACUAAUUUGGUUGAUGGCAUCAAUGUUGAUGUUAAUGAUAGGAAUGUUACCCAAUAUUUGAACAAUCCUGUUUCAUCCUCAGUUUCAUUAUGUGAAACUAAUGAAUUUGAAGUUCUAAAUAUUGUUCAUGGGCUAAGAAUUCUAAUUCUACUGGUCAUGAUGGAAUAUCUAAUUUCGUCAUAA
Molecule: messenger RNA, 804 nt
Organism: Helobdella robusta
Lineage: Eukaryota; Metazoa; Annelida; Clitellata; Rhynchobdellida; Glossiphoniidae
Exons: 3
Coding region: 1-804 (267 amino acids)
Source: RefSeq, a predicted model, not a curated record